AUGAGUAGUCCCAAGAGGAGGAUCGAGACCGAUGUACCCCUCAGGCUCAUGAGUGACUACGAGGUGACUCUGGUCAAUGACAACAAAUUCUACGUCCGCUUCAAAGGCCCUGAAGAGACACCCUUUCAAGGCGGCCUCUGGAAAAUCCACGUCGAAUUGCCCGAUCAGUAUCCCUACAAGAGCCCGAGCAUAGGCUUCGUGAACCGCAUUUUCCAUCCCAACAUUGAUGAACUGUCCGGCAGCGUUUGCCUCGAUGUCAUCAACCAGACCUGGUCGCCAAUGUACGACAUGAUCAAUAUUUUCGAAGUCUUUCUCCCACAGCUGUUGCGGUAUCCGAACCCGACAGAUCCGCUGAACGGCGAGGCUGCCGCUCUGCUGAUGCGCGAGCCGAAAGGCUACGACGCCAAAGUCAAAGAAUACGUGUCAAAGUACGCCACAAAGGAGCACGUCGACGACGCCGGGCACGACACGGACGAGAGCGACGAGAUGAGCAGUGUGGGGAGCUACGAUGAGGAUGAGGACGAAGAGCCGGCGGGGACGAUGGAGGAGGUGUAG
Messenger RNA from Neohortaea acidophila, 555 nucleotides. Its product is annotated as ubiquitin-conjugating enzyme. Gene Ontology annotation, biological process: ubiquitin-dependent protein catabolic process; protein polyubiquitination. Bases 1 to 555 code for a protein of 184 amino acids. The record is from RefSeq and is a predicted model, not a curated record. The transcript is spliced from 6 exons. NCBI's taxonomy places the organism in Eukaryota, Fungi, Ascomycota, Dothideomycetes, Mycosphaerellales, Teratosphaeriaceae. Gene Ontology annotation, cellular component: nucleus. Gene Ontology annotation, molecular function: ubiquitin conjugating enzyme activity.